Molecule: messenger RNA, 105 nt
Organism: Spirodela intermedia
Lineage: Eukaryota; Viridiplantae; Streptophyta; Magnoliopsida; Alismatales; Araceae
Source: the annotation of a GenBank genome assembly
AUGCCCACAAGGGGAAAACCAGGAAAACCGGCCUCUUUUGUUUAUCAUCAGUUUAUAAGGUUAGAUGAUACUCGGUCCCGAGGAGAUAAAAAUUAUCGACUUUAA